AUGUUCGCCUUCACCAUGCCCGCCGCCCCGCUCGCGCUGCGCGCCUCUUCCUUCACGGCGGCGGCCGCGACGCCGCGCCGCCGCCAUGUGCGCGCGGCGCGCCUGCCCCCGCGCGCCGUGCUCUCCCCCGUCGACUUUGAUUCGCUGGGCGCCGAAUGGGCGGCCCUGCCGCCCAAGGACAAGAAGAGCCCCACCGAGAUCGUCGACCACGCGCUGGAGAACUUCCCAGGCACCGUCGCCAUCGCCUUCUCCGGCGCGGAGGACGUCGUCCUCAUCGAGUACGCGUCCCGCACCGAGAAGCCCUUCCGCGUCUUCGCGCUCGACACGGGCAGGCUGCAUCCCGAGACCUACCGCUUCUAUCGCGAGGUCGAGAAGCAUUACGGUAUCAAGAUCGAGUACACUUUUCCGGAGUCGGCCGAGGUCACCGAGCUUGUCAACGAGAAGGGCAUGUUCUCCUUCUAUGAGGAUGGCCAUCAGGAGUGCUGCCGCGUCAGGAAGGUCCGCCCGCUCAGGAGGAAGCUCGCUACCCUGUCGGCCUGGAUUACCGGCCAGCGGAAGGACCAGAGCCCCGGCACCAGGGCUGAGAUUCCUAUUAUUCAGACCGAUCCAGCUUUCAAGGGCACCAACGAUUCCGUCUUGAUCAAGUAUAAUCCGUUGGCGAAUGUCUCGUCGUCCGAGGUAUGGGCCACUAUCCGUGCUACAGAGGUCCCGUAUAAUGCGUUGCAUGCCCAGGGCUUUACGUCCAUCGGCUGCGAGCCUUGCACGCGCCCGGUCCUGCCCAACCAGCACGAGCGCGAGGGGCGCUGGUGGUGGGAGGAGGCCACGCAGAAGGAGUGCGGCUUGCACAAGGGUAACAUUUCCACUGAAGCGGGCGCUGAGGAGGCCGCGGAUGCGUUUGCGAUCGAAAACAUCGCUGGGGAUAAGGUCGUCGUCUUUACCAAAAAGGGCUGUAAGUACUGCGCAGCCCUCAAAGAUCUAUUCAAGGACAUUGGAGUUCAUUACUCCGAGCAUGAGAUCAGCGAGAUGGCUAACUAUGGUGAUAUCGUCGCGGCAUUAGAGAGACUCACUGGGCAGACAACUGCCCCAAAUCUUUUCGUAGGUGGCAAGCAUAUCGGCGGCAAUCAAGAGACUCAGACCAUGCACGCUGACGGGAAGCUCGUCCCGUUGCUCGAGAGUGUCGGCGCCCAGAUCUCCGUUUCGGCGUGAGUUGUGAGUAUCAUAUUUUUCCCCCUGUCAAUACGCUUUAGAGUCUACCACCACAUGUACUG
This is a messenger RNA of Chondrus crispus (carragheen), 1268 nucleotides long. Its product is annotated as 5'-adenylylsulfate reductase (glutathione), APR, Rhodoplastic. The record is from RefSeq and is a predicted model, not a curated record. The transcript has 2 exons. NCBI's taxonomy places the organism in Eukaryota, Rhodophyta, Florideophyceae, Gigartinales, Gigartinaceae. Gene Ontology annotation, molecular function: phosphoadenylyl-sulfate reductase (thioredoxin) activity. Gene Ontology annotation, biological process: L-cysteine biosynthetic process. The coding region runs from base 1 to 1206 and encodes 401 amino acids.